Messenger RNA from Naumovozyma castellii, 1383 nucleotides. RefSeq names its product glutamate dehydrogenase (NADP(+)) GDH3 (gene GDH3). Bases 1 to 1383 code for a protein of 460 amino acids. The record is from RefSeq and is a predicted model, not a curated record. The transcript has a single exon. Lineage: Eukaryota; Fungi; Ascomycota; Saccharomycetes; Saccharomycetales; Saccharomycetaceae.
AUGUCUGCUGCCACUUACGAACCAGAAUUCGAACAAGCUUACAACGAAAUUGUCUUGGCUUUAAGAGAUUCCACUCUUUUCCAAAAACAUCCAAAAUACGAAAAAGUGCUUCCAGUGGUCUCUGUUCCUGAAAGAAUCAUCACUUUCAGAGUCACCUGGGAAAACGACCAGGGUGUACAAGAAGUUGCCCAAGGUUACAGAGUGCAAUUCAACUCUGCUAAGGGUCCAUACAAGGGUGGGUUACGUUUCCAUCCAAGUGUGAACUUGUCCAUCUUGAAAUUCUUGGGUUUUGAACAAAUUUUCAAGAAUGCCCUAACCGGGUUAGAUAUGGGUGGUGCUAAAGGUGGGUUAUGUGUAGAUUUGAAGGGUAGAUCCGAUAAUGAAAUUAGAAGAAUUUGUUACGCCUUCAUGAGAGAAUUGAGUAGACAUAUUGGUCAAGAUACUGAUGUCCCAGCUGGUGACAUUGGUGUUGGUGGUCGUGAAAUUGGUUACUUGUUUGGUGCCUACAGAUCUUACAAAAACUCCUGGGAAGGUGUUUUGACUGGUAAGGGUUUGAACUGGGGUGGUUCUUUAAUUAGACCUGAAGCCACUGGUUACGGUGUUGUUUACUUCACCCAAGCCAUGAUUGAUUACGCUACCAAGGGUAAGGAAUCAUUUGUUGGUAAACGUGUUGCCAUUUCUGGUGCUGGUAACGUUGCUCAAUUUGCCGCUUUGAAAGUUAUUGAAUUAGGUGGUACUGUUGUAUCUCUAUCUGAUUCCAAGGGUUGUAUUCUUGCUGAAAACGGUAUUACCGCUGAACAAGUGGCUGCCAUUGCUGAAGCCAAGAUUAAAUUCCAAAGUUUGGAAACUAUUGUUGGCGAGUACUCUGCCUUCACUGAAAACAAGGUUAAAUACGUUGCUGGUGCUAGACCAUGGACCAUUGCUGGUCAAGUGGAUAUUGCUCUACCAUGUGCUACUCAAAAUGAAGUUUCCGGUGAUGAAGCCAAGGGUUUAGUUGCCGCUGGUGUUAAAUUUGUUGCUGAAGGUUCCAACAUGGGUUGUACUCCAGAAGCCAUUGAAGUCUUUGAAACUGCUCGUGCUACUGCCAAAUCUGUUGAAGAAAGUGUUUGGUACGUUGGUGGUAAGAGUUCCAACUUGGGUGGUGUUGGUGUUUCUGGUAUGGAAAUGGCACAAAAUUCUCAAAGAGUCAGAUGGACUAGAGAAAAGGUUGACCAAGAAUUGAAGAAGAUGAUGAUCAAUUGUUUCAACGAUGGUGUCAAGGCUGCCAAGGAAUACGCCGUUGAGUCCAAUGAAAACACUCUACCAUCUUUGUUCAAGGGUGGUAACAUUGCCUCUUUCAUCAAGGUUGCCGACGCCAUGUUGGACCAAGGUGAUGUGUUUUAA